GCCAAAGGAAAGUCCAAGGAUGGCAAGGGCGGCCCGAAGGGUGGAAGAGGCCGAGGAGACAAAGAUGAGGACCGUGGGAAGGGCAAGAGUGGCAAAGGUGAGAAGCAGAGAGCGCUGCCUACCAUGGACAUGCCCUUCCUGCCUCGCCGCGAGGGAGAUAAGCGCCUGAUGGUCGUGGACGCUUCUUCCGGCCGGCACAACGUCCUGACGAACUGUCUCAACUGUGGAAAGGUGAUCACCGAGCAGGAAGGCUGGGGUCCUUGCCUCUUCUGUGGCAACCCUUUGGAGGUUGGAGACCGCCGGACCGGCAUCAAGAGAGGCGAUGAGCGAGGUCGGAUAGAUGUGGAUGGCAGGCCAGCUGGUGAUGACGACGAACGCUACAAUGCCUCGUUCCAGCGAGCGGUUGCCACCAAGGACAGGCUCCUAAGCUACGACCGGGAUGCGAAGCGAAGGACCAAGGUCUACGACGACGCGACGGACUGGUACUCCGAGGCGGCGAACCCCUGGCUCUCCGAGAAGCAGAGGGAGGAGGCCAAAGCCAAGGGGCAAGAUGAGGAGAUUUCCGAGCGGCGCCGCAGGGAGGAGCGGCGCAAAAUCCACGCGACCAUCGACAUCUUCGGCCGGACCGUCAUUGACACGAGCGCUGAUGUUGAGGCGAACAUGAAGAAGAAGGAUCGAGAGACGUUUCAAGAGUGGACCGAGGGGACCACGAAGAAUCAGCGCCUACUGAAGAUGCUGGAGAAAGUAGAUUGCAUAGUUCACUGUCCGCCAUCCGACAUGGUUCAUCAACCGACGGAAGGCUGCACUUACGAGCUCAACGACGAGUUCAUCAAAAACACUUUCAUCCAUAUUCCGGCCCCACCAGAGCCCGAGGAGCUCAAGCGGGGACGCACCGCCCCCCCGCAGGUUCAUGACGUGGACACCGACCGCGAGCCCGAAUCCGAGGCGGAGCCUUGUGUGGAACCCGUGGAGAAUCCAUGGACGGAAAUCGAGAACACCGUGCCAUGCCCGGAUAUGCUUUGCCGUCACCGCACACACGACGUCUUUGAGAAUGGAGACGGCCACGGCACGACAUGGCCGAUGUACCCCGUUGAGGGAGGCUUGGACGUUGAGGGACAACUUGAGAUGAACGAGUUGAACUACGAUGCAAGCUAUGGCCAGGGAAGCCAAGGGAACGAGAUGACGAAUUUCGUGCAUGGAGCAUGGGAAGGACAGGUUGGAGUCCAGACAGGUGAGGUGAUGCAUCCGGCACCAGGUACAGCGGUGUUCGUCUUGCACCCUCCUCCAUGUAUGGCUUCAGAUGGUGGCUUUGGCAGUUCCCAGCCCUACCUGGUGCCCAUGCACAUCAGCCCCGUGAACUCCAUGAGCCCCGAGAAUCUCGGCUGGCAGAUGCACGCCAUGUCUUCUCCGAACUGGUCGGGGGAAAGCCCGGCGCCUGAGCUUCCAUUCACGUCGCCAGUUGUGCCCAUGCACAGCUUUUUUCCAGAGGCAGGUGAGGAAGUUCCGCAACAGGAGGUCGUCAAACUCCGCAAGGAAGACUUGCUCCCGGAGUGCGACGAGAUCUCGGAAGUUACGCCUGCACUCUCUGACAUCGACAAGUUCUGGGAUGGGCUUGGGGUGGACAUGUUGCAUCAGCCCCAGAAGAUCGGCCGGUCACCGAACAUGGAGCACGUCUACUGGGUGGUGGAUGCCAACAAGCUCAACGACAAGGCGAAGGUCUUGGUCUCGCCGGAGUUCAAGGUGAUGAGUCCAAGCCGCUCGGAGCUGAGCUUCAAGAUGGUCAUGUAUCCCAAAGAUCGAACAUCGUUCCGCCAGGCCGCUGGAGAAGGCUUUGUACAGUUGAAAUGCGAGAGCGACACUCAAGACUUGGCCGAGUGCUCUCUCUCCUUCCGCCUUGCCAUUUGCAACGGCCGCUCGGGGGAACAAGCAAAGAGGGAUGGUCCCGGGAAUCCGGUGACCUGGGACUUCAAGCGAAGCUUGGUCUGCGAUGACGACGAGGUCAAGAAGAUUUGGAACUUCAAAGACGUUGUCGACAAGAAGACUCGGACUUUUGCAGAGCAACGUGGCAUUGGCGGCGCAAACGCCCAAAUGUCUGACGAGUCGCAGAAACUCUAUGAGAGGCUGCGUGCAGCCCUCCACGCCGCCGGCACUGGCAAGGACAGGGGCUACGAGAGUCUCAAAGCGACGAAGGCGCAGGACGGAGGUAUGGAAGGACGAAAAACUCGUAGCUGGAAUGUGAGUGGAGGUGAUCGCGUGGAGGACGAGUUCUCCGCUGUCACACUUCGGGACUUUCAGGGCAGCGAGAGACCUCUGCUGCCCGCCGAGGCGAGACUGCUGCAGCUGGAAGCGGCCAUCUCGGAGAUUAAGCAGGUCAAUGCAGAUGUCGUAAAGCGUGUCGACCAGCUGGAGUUCGAUGCGCGCCGACCGCAUCCAGGCGUGCAGGGGGACCCCAACGGAGAUAUUGAAGCCAGCGAAACCUCCUCAUCGGAGAGUGACCUCGUUCAUAGACAUUACGACACAAAAGGCACAGGACUUACGGAGCACCCCGUGGAGAGCGCCGAGGGAUAUGUUUUUGAAGAAAACUGCUGGGAUGUGGUCGUCUGCUUCGGACACCCUGCCAUCGGUUAUGGCUCAUCGCUUUUGCUUCUGUUCCUUCUGGGACUCACCAUUUUCUUGCAGUUGGUGUUCUGCUACAUGGUUGCCACGAGCUUCACCGAAAACCCCUACGACACUUCUUCGCAGAAUGCCCUGAGCUACUGGCGGAUCGACAUGGCUCACAAGGCAAGCCAGGUUUCCUCGAACUCGAUGACCUCCUUGGCCUCCCGGGCCUGCGGCUUCGACAAGGCCCUGGCUACCUCCUUCAGUGAGAAGGAGAUUGCACAGAACAUCGCGGACUACGGCUUUUCUUUCCUGAGUACCGGAUUCAUCAUGUGUGCACUGGCCUUGUUGACCUGGUUUGCAACGAUGAUUGCCGAGUACGGAAAGCUCUUCCACUUUGCCUUGGGCCUCUCCGAGGUACCACGAGGGCACACCGUCUUCCAUUUGGAAGAGGAUCAGAUUGCACUUGUCAAGCUGUCUAGGAAGCGGCUAAGCUUCAUCCUCACAGCGGUCCUGGCACGGGCAACUGUCCAAUCAAUCUUGCUCUGGUAUGGAACGCUCUAUCUGGUCUACACCGAAACGGUGCAAGACCUCCUCCUCAACGCGGUGGCUCUAAAGUUCGUGCUGGAGGUUGCCGAGCUGCUCUACUCGGGUUUUGCCCCAAGGCGUACGCGCACCUUCAUCCAGAGCUUGAAGCCUCUUAACUUGGAGCGUCUUGGGGCCAGCCAUCACGACUGCCUCCUCCCAACAUUUCUCUUGGCACUUCUAUGUGUCAUGCUGGCCCUGUCCUAUGUCUUUUUGUUGACCCCUGCUCUUGAAGCCCGCUCCAAGACCUGGGAAGGCUUGUGCGGAGGCCGUCAGGAUUUUGCUGUUGCCACAGAUGGCCUCGGGCGGCUUCACUACAGUCUGACCAGCGAGUACGACGACACCGGCGAGACAGAGCUGACCUCCUACGUGCACCGGGCCACUGAUCUCCUCAUCAAGGAUGCGCCUCCGGACGAGGAGCAGCCUUGGAGCAUUUACGUGUCGACCUUCGACAGCUUAAGGAAGAAGGUGGACUCCCAAAGCGUGGUAGAAGCAGGUGGCACUCGUCUCUGCGAGGAUGGGGACAAUCAGAAGGGCGUCGAUGAGUGGACCCACAUGGGGCUCCAAAUUCUGAAGAUGGUGACUAAAAAUGACUCCUUGACGGACUGUGCAUCGGUCGUGCCCUACUGCACCCAAGUGGGCAUUGCUGGCUUGCGGAGUCGUCAGUGGUGUCCCCUGAGCUGCGGCUGUGCAGACCCGUUUGGCGGUUUGCUGCUCGACAGGGUGUCGAACGGCUGUCCGGCCGCGUGCGCCCAGAAGUUGGCCUCUCUUGCAGAGGGUAUCCAGUGCAAGGAUGGUGAAUUGAACGAAACGAUGGCGUAUGCGCUCGGCGCAAAGGCGCUCUUUACUCAGAGGGGCUUCACGUCCAAAGCCCUGGAGCUCCUGGCAGACCGCAUGGUGGACCAGGGAUGCUUUGCCGUUGCUUAUGGAGGCACGGCGGGCAUGGACUUUUGCGUUGGCAGCAGCACGCUGAGGGUUAACACAGUGAACUUCCGCACCGUGAAGAUGGUCUGUCCCGUGGCUUGUGGCUGCGAUGGCAGCGGUCUGCCGGGCCACAAGCGAGACAUGGCCACAGUGGGCGCUGUCGGAACCGGACUUCGGAUAACAGGAGUCUGCGAGGAGCAAGGCUGGCUGAACGAGACUCGCUUUGCCCCACAUGGUGCUGCGGGCAGCGGAGCACCUGUCUUUCUGAAUGAGGAGGGUCAGAUGUAUUUGUAUCAUGGGCCCCAGUGUGCAGCAGGAACCAUUGGAUCGCGUUGGAUCUUGAGCCCCACCCUUUGCAAUGCGGGCUACUACCUGGCCUACACCGUGGACCAUGACUCCUCAAGGCCACCGGACACAGCAACGUGGUUCAUGGACUGCCGAGGGUCUGGCUGGCAAGAGAUGACGUUGAAGUUGAGCCCGCUUGUGGAGGAGAAAAUCCCUGGCAAUGUUUGGAGCCGAGUCAACUCCAGCUUGCAGAUCACCAGCAGCCUCUGCACGGACCGGAAGGCUCUCGUGAACACUGUCUUUGACCUGCAGGGCGAGACGGACAGUGGAGCUCCGCUCUACAGGGCGUUAGACGGCAGCUACUUGUACCAUGGACCUCACUGUGGUCUUGGCCAAAGCGGAAAGAAGUGGAUCAUUAGCCCAGCCUUAUGUACACAAGGCUUCGACUAUGCGUACAUCUUGUCAGAGGAUGAGUAUGGGCCGCCCCUUUCAUCCUCUCAGUGGUCCGUGAACUGCGGCAGGAAAGGCUGGCUCACCAUGCCGAUCAAGUUCAGUCCCAUCUCGCUGUACGGUCGCAUCAAGACGCCGAAAGGCUUUUGCCUGGAGCCUUGGCACGGAGAUCCGUUGCUUCAACCGUGCACGGCGGAUGGCUCUCAGUUGUGGAUCUACAAUGCAACUAGCGGACUUCUGAAGGACCGGCAUGGCGAAUGCUUGGAGGCCCCAGUCGUCGGCGCUUUCCCAUCACAGCCAGUCGGAACUCCCGUUCGCACCACCGCCUGCGAUCCUGACGCGGCGAGUCAAAAGUGGACGUACGACAAGGAAACAAAGGAGGUGAAGCUUCAAGCCGGCAACUGCCUGGAUGCUGCACAGCCUGACACAGAGAGUCCGUAUGGAGAUGCGGAGGAUGCUGGACAGUGCCUCUCCAUGCACCAGCCCUGGGCUUCCUUGCUGGUCUACGGGUUCAAGCGCGCCGAAGGCCGCUCGUGGAGCACGGAUCAUCGAGGCCGGCUCUGGAUCCAUGCGACUUCCAAAGCCCCGGAUCCAGAGGAAGUUGCGGCGUUAGAAGAGAGGUACCGGGACAUCUACGAGUCUGCCGGCGUCCCCAUUCCGCCACUGCCCUCUAAGUCGGGUGGCUAUCCGACGUCUGCCCUCCUGGGCUGUGUCGACCUGGAAGCCUGUUGGACCCAAGUCGAGUAUGCCAGCGUGCUCGCCCGGAACCCUUCGAUGCCUCAGGAGGAGAGCCAGAGCGAGCACAUUUUCUGGUGUCUGCGCCCACGUCGACUGCUGGUUCCCCUGAAGAUGGGCGGCGACCACAAGAUCUGGAAACUGGAGAAGUCGGCCCUGACGCCGGCGCAGCGCGGCCUGCAGCCUGUGCGAUGGCCGGUGCCCGAGGAGGGUGAAAGCAACAUCGUGUCGCCUGCGCUGGCAUGA
Molecule: messenger RNA, 5823 nt
Organism: Symbiodinium sp. CCMP2456
Lineage: Eukaryota; Dinophyceae; Suessiales; Symbiodiniaceae
Source: the annotation of a GenBank genome assembly